This is a messenger RNA of Chironomus riparius, 1211 nucleotides long. The record is from the annotation of a GenBank genome assembly. Lineage: Eukaryota; Metazoa; Arthropoda; Insecta; Diptera; Chironomidae.
GGGAAAUAAUGAGAAUAAAAAUUUAUUUUGCUCUUGGAAUCCUAACGUUUUAUAAGGAAAUCAAUCUUGUGUAUGGAAAAUCUGUUGAAGUGAUUUCAGACAAUGAAGGUCUUCAAAGGCAGUUUGAAAAUUAUAUGAAUUGUGCAAAAAUGAUGAAUUCAAGUGAUUGUUUAGAAAUUACAGGUCGUAAAAGGAAAGGCACUGACAAUGCGGGAAAUAAUGUAGUAAUAAUUGGUGGUACUGGAUCCCAUGAGCAUGGAUCAUUUGAAGAUGGAUAUUAUAUUGAACUUGAUGAUGAUGCUGAUCAUGGCAACAAAAAGGGAAAAAGGAAAAGAAGAGGCAAGAAGAACAAGAGAAAGAAGGGAAAAGGAAGUAAAAUUUACAAAAAGAUGAAGCCAAUGAUGUAUGGACUUGGAGGAUUGAAGCUUCUACUUGAUCAUUUUCUGCUUAAAAAGCUUGCAUUUGUUACAUUCUUCACAUUCAUCCUCAGCAAAAUUUCCUUCAUUCUUGCAACACUUGUGGCAUUAAAGCAAUUCUUCCACACACCGAUUCCACAUCAACGCGCAGAAAGUCACAAAGUUGAAGUGAUUCACAUUCCAAUUAAGAAAUAUCGACCCAAACAUAUGGACGAAGUUUUUGAUGAAAGUAAAUUUAUUCCGGUAACAUAUGAUUCACUAAUCCCCGACACAACGCCUUCAUACUUUACAUUCCAAAAUCAAAAUGAUUUCAUAUCGAGUGAAGAAAAUUUCCGAGGCAGCUACUUGAGCAGAGACAGAAACAGAGACAAUGACAAUGAAAAUGAAAUUUUAAGUGCAAGUAACGAUGACAAUGAGGAUUUACUGACCGACGAAUUUGAUAGAUCUGAUAAGCAUCAUGACGAGAAGAAUUUUUACAUAAAUCACGUUCAUUCACCUUUCGUGUGAUCUAGUUCCAUACAUUUUUGGUUUUUAAUCUUCUUACUUCAAUUUCUACGCAAAAAAAGUAUUGCAAUGAUCUAAUAAUUCGCAUACAAUACAGAAGAAUUUAGUCACGCGGAACUAAUUUGUUAUCAAUGCAUUUUUUAAUUAAACUCUAAUGCAUUAAUGGUAUUGAUAAUAUACAUCAUCGUUUAAUGAAUAGAGAAAAAUAGCAUGGAUAAUAAAUCACUGCUGGAAAAAAACGAAAAUUUUUCCUUUUAGGCAUUUAUAAUGCAAAAUAAUAAAUUAUAAAUU